Messenger RNA from Cladophialophora psammophila CBS 110553, 3219 nucleotides. RefSeq lists its product as uncharacterized. Lineage: Eukaryota; Fungi; Ascomycota; Eurotiomycetes; Chaetothyriales; Herpotrichiellaceae. The record is from RefSeq and is a predicted model, not a curated record. Bases 1 to 3219 code for a protein of 1072 amino acids. The transcript has a single exon.
AUGAGCCCAUUCGACGUCUCUGAUCAUGUCGCUCUCAGACAAGAUGUUUCCUUACAUGGCUACAUCCAGCGCACUCAUAGUCAAGCGAUUGGAAUUUUCGCCGAAGAGGAGUUGAUCAUAGCCCAUGUCGAAGUCCCGCCCAACAUCCUGAAUCGAUUCCUCACUACUGGCGUGCCGCCCGAAGGCUAUUUCUACGUCGAGUUUGCGCAUCCAACCGCAGGGUGCUCUCUUGUCAGUCAGGACGACAUCGUACUCAUCAGCCGUUCGUUUCGGCUCGGCGACUACGUCAAACGAGAUGGAAGCCCGUUGACUGGCACGGUCAUCGAUGUGUCUGAGACUUACAUCCUUGAUCCUGUUUUCGCCAACACUCUGUCAGCGCCUCCGACCUGUUUGGACACAUGUCCGCGAACCCUGCCUGAGCACUUCACGCAUCCAAACCCACACAUCCUCCUUUACAACGUUCCUGCACGCGAAGUCAAAAGAGCACAGGAUGUCGCAUUAGAUGACUUUUUAAUAUUUGGUAAAUGGGUGGGAACUGCUCGAGAUGUGGAAUACGACACCGUGGUCAUGCUUGCAAACAGGUCCGUCGUGGUCAUCUACGGGUCUCUCGGCAUGCGUAUGCCUCUUCCCGACAACCAUAAGCCUCUCAUUGCAGUUCCUGAACUCGAUGGACUCUGGCGACCUGAUAUUCUAGGGGCCACUGAAGGUUGGACAACCACUAUCCCCGUUACAGCUGCACAGUGCGGUGACUUUGUCAUUAUUGAUCGUUCUUCUCUCCGGAAUGGGAGAUGGUUACAUGGAUCAUACGACCCGAGGAUCCCUUCUCAAGGCGUCGUCAUUGAUAUCCGAACUCAUAAUGUCAUGGCCGAUUGGGCUAUCAUGGGAUACCCGCCCCCGCUCAACGCAGGUCCACCACCCAGGACCGAGACACACAUCUACGAGAACAUCCAUUCCCACAAGACGGUUCCAGAUCUGCGCCUGAAGGCGGGUAUGGCGAUCUAUGACAAUGGCAAGAUGCCUGUAAAGCCUGCUGACCAACGCGCCUUUAACAUUGGAGCUGGAGCUGCCAAUGGUCAGGCGUCCCAUGACGAAGUCAACAAUAGCCGAAUUGUUUAUUCAGGCCAUGGUAUGGGGGUUGGCGUCCAUGUCCACUUUCGAGAUCCCUCUGCAGCCAGGGUAAAAUAUCAGGGAAUCGAGGGAACUUCACAUGGAAGAUUUCUGCCCAUUGAGAAGGAUCAGCCUUCUGGCUGUGAUCUCAACGAGUACAAAAUUGUUUUCUUGCGGUCGUCUGUUACUGUCAUGUGGCAAGACGGUAGUGUCACUACAACUGAUUCGAAGUCGUUGAGAACGUUUGCCCUCUUCGAGGCUGAAGUCCUGCCCACGGACAUUGUGUUGAGAAGAGAAGGUAUGCGACAAAGACCAGUUAACAAAGCGGGAAAGGCGAAUGGGCUGAUAAAAGACUUUGACGAGAUGACGUUCUUUGAGCAGCCCCAUGACCUGUUGCCAACCGGCGUGGGUGUGGUCCAGUCAGUUGAUCCGACCGAGAAAGUUGCCCGCGUGCGAUGGUACAAGGAACCCAAAAUUGUAUUGUGUGCAUCAGGCCAAAUCCUGGCGCCGUACUCCUGGUUUGGCCCCAUUGGAGAUGAGGUCGAGGAUGUAUCUCUCUUCGAAAUCAUGUCGUUUCCGUCGUUGAUGAUGCAGCGAGGCUCAAUGUGUGUGCUAGCAACUCAGGAGAAAUUCCAAGCUUCGGAUAAUGGAAUCCGCACACUAUAUCGUCCAGAGCUUGUUGGGGCAGCUGGGCGGAUUCGAGAGAAUUUAGAUUCCGGCAUGAACGCAGAUCCUCAGCGGCAGCGUCCCCCGGCUUCUUGUUCGUCAAGGGCGGCUACGCCGAAACAGAAAGAGGACCCGGUAGGUCAGCUUGAGUGGGUUGGUCAAAUUGUGUCACUGGGACUUGACGGCUCCGUUACUGUCCGUUUAGGAGCAUCUAAACCUUGUCGAGAUGUGGUGGUUCAUGUUGACUCGAUCUUCGCCAUUUUCAGCGAUCAUAUGGAAGAGGAUCCGUCGAAUUCCAGUCUUAUGGACAUUGACUCGUGGGCUGAAUUCUCUGAAGGCUUCGCCGAGGCCGUAUCCGAGAGUGUAGAGUACGAAGGCGGAGUGCGUCUCGACAAUGACAGCGGCGACGAAAAUUGGGUGUCUGAUGAGGACGAGACGUUUGCGGACGCUGAAGAAGACUUACAGGAUGGUGACGGGGAUCUGGAAAUGUUUGACGCCGGAGAGCAACAGGGCACCGCGGAGAGCUCAAACGGUGCGCUCUCUCUGCUGGAGAAAACACUGGGAUCUGAACCGCCUGCGCAGUUUCUUGUGGUGGACCGGGAGCCCCCAUCUGAUCAGUUCGGGCUUCAGAAUGUUUCGACAGCGCCCCGUCCUCUCAAACGUAUCUUCAAAGAGCACCAGAUAUUGGCGACGUCGCUUCCCGAGGGCGAGAUCUAUGUUCGCACGUACGAGAGUCGACUCGACCUCCUGCGGUGCCUGAUCAUCGGUCCGAAAGAUACGCCUUAUGAAAAUGCUCCCUUUUUGAUCGACCUGUGCUUGCCUGCGGGGUUUCCUUCGAAACCUCCUACAGCCCAUUUUCACAGCUGGACCAGUGGGCUGGGUCGCAUCAAUCCGAACCUUUACGAAGAAGGCAAGAUCUGCUUGAGCCUCCUAGGAACCUGGUCUGGAAAAGAGGCAAGCGAGACCUGGAGCCCGAAGGCAACCUUAUUGCAGCUUCUCGUCUCAUUGCAGGGGUUGGUGUUUGUGAAGAAGCCCUUCUACAACGAGGCAGGUUUCGAGGGAUAUGAACACGACAAGGCGUACACAAGGGAAUCCGAGGCUUACAGUGAAAAAGCAUUUGUCAUCAGCAGGGGAUUUGUGAAGAAUGCUUUGCUCCACCCUCCGGGGGCUGUGGAAGACAUCCUUGCUUGGUUAUAUCUUCCGCACGAUGUCUCGAAUCCGGGCAACAGCUUACUUGGCACUGUUGUUGAGCGAGGAAAACUAUUGUUGCAGAGUUCUGAGAAGGCUCGAUCAAACAACGAUGAUUCACUGGUCGACUCAGCAGGUGCCAAGGACGACGAGACCAAAGUGUUCAUGAAGCCAUUGAGUCGUGGCGCGAUUGUCAUGCUGAAGAGACUGAAUGGCGAAUUGCAGGCACUGCUUGAUCGCUUUGCAGCGGCAAAGUAA